AUGCAAAUUAUUUUAACAGAGUUUGUGGAAGUUCCAGUGUUAGCAGCUUCUGAAACUCACAUUCCCUCUAACUCUAGUAUCAAAGGGAAAGAUCAAGAGAUCAUAGGGGAAGGAAGUCAGAAUAAAUGUGAAGGAUCUUCAGUCACUCAUGAUGUUGCUACACCUAGUAACAGGGGAACAUGGAAGAGAACUCAGUCAGCUUCAAGGAGAUUGAACAAAAAAGACAAAGAACAGAAGGCUGAGAAGGGUGGAAAUGUAAGGGCAUGGGAUGAUGGAUUGGGUUUGGGUGAUAUUUUGGGUGUUAGAAGGGAUCAAUGGGGCUUUUUGAUAGAUAGGCAAAGGGAAUGGGAAAUAAUUGGGUGUUGGCUGGGGACUGGAAUGAUAUCACUUGCAAUGAAGAAAAGAUGA
Messenger RNA from Striga asiatica, 408 nucleotides. The record is from the annotation of a GenBank genome assembly. NCBI's taxonomy places the organism in Eukaryota, Viridiplantae, Streptophyta, Magnoliopsida, Lamiales, Orobanchaceae.